AGUAACUUUGCUUGCCUUGAAGGCAUGAAAUAGUCAAAGGGAGGCUUCACAAUGCCUGAUCCAUUCAGCGCCACAAGGUGCGCUCACAUUGCUGUAGUUGGUGCUGGAUGGUGGUCACAAGGUUGGCACCUUCCUCACCUCAGCCGAAACUAUCGUCCUGUCCACAGUUGUGAGGUGUUAUCCUUAAGAUCUUCGGUUAUUCACAUAAAUGCAAGCCCAUUCGUCAUGACUUCCUAAGAUGCACAAAUCACCGCUAUCGUGGAGCCCUGUGAAGCUCCACGCAGCACCUUGAAUCCAGACUUGAAGACCACAGAGGAGCUGCAAAAGCUCUAUGCUGUACCAGUAUUCAAAACAUUUGAGUCUUGUCAUCUUGUCUUAUCUUGUUUGCCUCCUUGAGACAGAUAUGGCCUUUGCAUGCUCUUGCCGUUUCACUUUGCUCAACCCUUUCCUGCAGCCGGGAAAUGCAAAACUGCCACAGACUGCAAGCUGCUUACUCGAAGUUGCUCAUAUGACCAAAAGACUGCAAGGCGCGUGUGAAAUCUUCUUCCCUGGCAAAGUGGAAGCACGACAAUUGUCCAGAGCAAGAAGUUGAAGUGCAGUGGAUGCCCCCCUGUUUAAUGCAUGGCUGAGCUCUUUGAAUGGCUUCUUGACGUGAUGCUGAUGCUGGGGCUCCUGAUGUAUGGUUUUGGCCUGCUGGGCCAGUUUUCCAAAGUGCCAGUUACUGUAUCAAAAAGUCUCCACAACUCCGAGGAAAAAGAGCAACACACGCACAAAAGCAGACUGAAAGAAAAUGAUGAAGCUGAACGAAGCUAAACUAAAAGAAAAGCUUAACAUAAGCUCCGAGACCCAGAAAGCAGGCCACAGGAGCAAGGUUUGUGACGAAGGAUACAAAGUUUGACAUGUACUCGCAACAGAACAUGCAGCAAGCACAUCAAGAGUUGCGAACAAACACUUUAAAGUUAAAGCCAAGCUUCAGGACUAUCAUUGCAAACCUGAGUGAUGUAUAGUAGCAUGUCCAACUUAGCAGAUCAAACUUCAACAGCCUUCGGACCUUUGCAGCAGUUGAAUAGGCCAACAUUGAUUCACACCCAGUAGCUUCUAACUGACAAAUUAGGUGUUUCUUCUGCAGAGAAUGUAGAAGCCAUAGUAUGUCGUGAUGUUAUGAUACAUGCUGUUCAACUUUGAGUAAGACUGCCGAAAUUAAGGAUGAAUUUCUUGCUUCACCGGAAGCAGAGCAAACUGACGGCGUGAUCAUUGCGACCACUCAUUCCGCUCACUAUGAGGUUGGAAUGAAGGCUAUAGGCCGCUUUCACGUACUGAUGGAGAAGCCAAUGACUACAGAUCUGGCAGAAGCAGACUGGCUUGCUCAAGCUGCAUCAAAGAGUGACCACAUAUUCAUGCUGAACAACACUGCAAAUUUCAGAGACUCCACUGAGAAAGUGCACAAUAUGGUCAAAAGCAAGAUCGGGCAGGUGAGAAGCGUCAAUUGUUACAUGGCAGCCGCACUGCUUUGGCUUUUUGAAGAUCCAGAAAAUGUGGGAUGGAUAAAGCCAACAGGUUCAAUGCAAGGAAAUGGCUUCGGAUUGGGACAAAUGUCCCAUGCACUUGCGUGGUUGUACUUUGUGACCGAUUUGGAGCCAGAGAAGGUGUGCUGCAGCAUGUUGCACUCCGAAAAGACCGGCGCUGAUAUUACUGACAUCGCCAUUGUCCACUGUGCUGGCAAUGCAAUCAUGAGCAUUCAUGGAACAGCUUCGAUGCCCUUCAAGUCUUAUUUUGAGUCGACAAAACAUAUUCACAUGAAGAUCUUCGGAUCCGGUGGUGUUCUCUCCUAUGGCGGAGAGGACCAGCAUCCUGAAUCCGGGGGAUUGCGUUUGGAGCUUUUUGAUGGGACAGACCAACACCUGCCAGGCUUUUACUUUGAGAAUUAUCAAGCAGAAGGUGAUGGACCAGAGUCCUUGCAAGUAUUCCUCAGCGGCUGCACCGGCACAAAGAUUCUGAACGCUGCAGAUGCAAUGAUUGGAAGAAAGGUGGUUGCGACGCUUGAUGCCAUGUACAAAAGUGCCAAGACUGGACAAUUUGAAGUUAUCAAACCAUUUGAAACUGCCAAUGAAAUAGAUUAUACUAUUUAUUUGUUUGAUUAAUUGAAUUCCUAAGAAAUAAGUA
Messenger RNA from Durusdinium trenchii, 2163 nucleotides. NCBI's taxonomy places the organism in Eukaryota, Dinophyceae, Suessiales, Symbiodiniaceae. The record is from the annotation of a GenBank genome assembly.